Messenger RNA from Pseudozyma hubeiensis SY62, 636 nucleotides. RefSeq lists its product as hypothetical. The record is from RefSeq and is a predicted model, not a curated record. The transcript has a single exon. Lineage: Eukaryota; Fungi; Basidiomycota; Ustilaginomycetes; Ustilaginales; Ustilaginaceae. Bases 1 to 636 code for a protein of 211 amino acids.
AUGGUGAAGCGUUACGUCGCUGCGAUUAGUCGUAAACUGAGGGAGCAAGCCGUUCGAUUGUCCGCGCCGAAGGCCCCUUUCCUUCUCAUGGAUGAUGUGGUCUUUGCAUCUCUGUGUCGCGAGCCUGUGCUCGGCGGACCUUCUUCCUUCAAGUCAAACAGAUGGUAUGGAGAGCAAAGUUGCAAUCACAGACCUCGCUCAAGCUUUGGGACUUGCCUUCGAGAAGCUAGAGAUGCGAGAAGAGCCUGCUGGCUGGUUGCCGAGCCGCAAACAGUGGCUUCUCCCAUCGAGACGGCGGCAGCAUCAACGCGGCAAAUUGAUCGGCUUCGUUUAGAGACCUUCCUACGUUUAUUUGGACAAGCGGAAAUUGAAAUGUCAAAACGAAUUCCAGUGUUCAGCUGCGCUGUCACAAAUGAGCGCUUCGGAAUCUGUUCCGACACAGCAAAUCGCGCUGUCACUUCUUGGCAAGACAACAGAAUCGUGCCAGUGUCUCCCGGUCUUGCCAGAUCAUCAGGCGGAGGCUGCAACGCUAGUGGAUCAGGAUCGAUCCUUGCCAGCAGACCCGAUUCAGCUCGAUCCACUUCACUCUGCUCCGGGGCAGGGACCAAAGUGGUUUCCAGCCUCCGUGGACAAUAG